UACAUUUAUGUAAAGAAUAUAUUAGUUGGGUUUAUAUGGAGAAUUAUUAUUGUUAAGAAUUUUAAUGGGAAAAAAGAUGUUUUGGAUUAUUAUAAUUUACUUUCCUUAAAAAAUCUGUGGGAAAACGAAAAGCAAAAUGGGCGGGAAAAUUACUAAUAAUAUCGUGACAAGUGUUAUUUUAGAUUUGCUUUUAGUAUAGGUUAAUUGAUUGAUUGAUUGAUGAUUGAUUGAUUGUUUGUUGAUGAUUGAUGAUAUUGACUACUACUAAUUUAAAACCUUGGCUGGGGAAGUGAGGUGAUAAACCAAAAUAAUCGGUUACAACCGCCAAAAGUUCAAAUAUAAAGCGCCGUGUUAUACCUCCUUCAACUGUUUCAAAACCAUAAACCCUUAUUUAAGUGUUACCAAACCAGAAACUCCUCAUUUCCCUUGAAUUUAUCUAUCUAGUCAUCUAAAACCCAGACACCCUUGUUUCAAUUCUCAAUCAAUCAAUCAAUCAAUCACUUCAUCUAAAACCUAAUUUAUCUACAAUGCCAAGACGCAUCUAUACUUAUGACUCCUACACAGACGACAUGGAAGACGACGAUGACGACGUUCACGAGGCUGAUUUCUUCGUGACAGAGGACGAAGACGAAGACGAGGACGAGGAUGAGGAUGAGGAUGAUGGCGAAGCGGCAGCGGUGGAGGAGGAGGAAGUGGGAAUGAUUACUUGGCCGCCUCUUUCUGAAGCUUCGGCAGUGGGGUCUACGGUUUCAAGAAUUGAGGAGAGGGAGAAGGAGAUGGUGAGAUUGGUUCCGGAUUCGGAAGGUACGACGUCUACGAGUGGAGGAUGUGGUGAAGGAGAGGAUAGUCAGAAAUUGGAGUGGAAUAGAGAGGAUGUUGAGGGUUUGUUUUGUCCUAUUUGUAUGGAGCCUUGGACUGCUACCGGCGAACAUCAACCUAGUUGUCUUACUUGUGGCCAUUUAUUCGGAAUGUCUUGCAUCAAAAAGUGGCUUGGACAACGGAAAAACUCUGGAAAGUGUCCACAAUGCAACAAGAAGUGUACAUUGAAGGAUGUUCGGAGGAUUUAUGGAUCACGGGUUGUUGUAGUUGACGAAGAAUCACAAAAGUGUAUACGAUAUCUUGAGGCUAAAUGCGAUUCUCUUAAGAAAAAGGACGAAGAAUGGCGUAAAAAGGAAGCUGAGUGGCAUAGGAAAGUGUUAGUAUUGCAGAAGAAAGAUGUAGAGAUUAGUCAGAAAUUACAGGAACUUCAGGAGAGGGAGGAUAUUCUUCAACGUACAGUGGCUGAGUUAGGAAAUAAAUCAUUGGUUUUGGAUGCUGCUACUGAUGGGUUUCAACUGCAAUCAUCUACAGGUGUCAACGUUGGAUUAACUCAAAGUCAAGUAUCUUCUUAUACAUUUAAAUUACAGCAAGAGUGGCCAGUAGAUGGAGCACGACACUUUGAUGUGGAUGAUACUGGUCAGAUUUUGAUUAUUGCACGAAGACCGAAUAGGAUUGGUGAUCCCCAUAUUCUCACUAAAAUGAGUUUAGUUUCUCCUCGUGAGCAAGAUAACAUUCUACUUCCUUCAUCGGUCAACGCAGUCAGAGACUUGCGUGUAUCUUCAUUUGCUAGACUUGCACUAUUGGCUUCAAAGAAACUGUCUGUUUUAAGCAUGGAAAGCAACAAUGUUGUCCUCAACUAUGAUUUACCGGCUGCUGCUUGGUCUUGCUCAUGGGAUAGUAACAGUUCACAUUAUGUUUAUGCUGGAUUACAGAAUGGCAUGCUUUUAGUGUUCGAUUUGAGACAAACUGGAAAGCCUAUGGAAUCUAGGAAUGGGCUUACCUGCAAGCCCAUUCAUUCCAUAUGCUCUCUAUUAGAGGAUGCUCCAGAUUACUUAGGAGCUAAGAAACUCCUUACUGGUUCUUCGAUUGGCUUGUGUGAGUGGAGUAUUGGUGGUGAAUAUAAAGAGCCGUCCUUAGUUGCAGAAACAGCAAAUCAAGGAGUUUGUAUAUCAGUUGCUCACUGCCCCAGCAGUGAUAAUAUUGUGGCAACAUUUCGACCAAAAGUGGAGAUGCCUGAUAAUUAUAGCAUUUCUCAAGUCACACAAGGUCCUUCACCUACCUUGGGGCACCAUCUGCAUGGUUCUCAUGUCUUUUUGCAGAGGGUAAAUUCUAGAUAUCAAAGGUUUGGAACAACACUUGCGUAUGUACCCAGCAUUCGACUUCCAAAAUCUACCAUUAUAGGAUUGGGAGAUGGCACCCCUGUGUUCGCAUGUGGCAAUGAAGCAACGUCAAAUUUGGUCUUGCAAGAAUUGCCCUCAUUAAAAAUUGUUCAGUCUCUCCAAUCCCACGAUCCUAUCCGUGAUGUGAAGUACACCACCUGCACAAAACCAAAUCUACUUUGCUUGAGUCAAGACAGGAUACAGUUCUUCUCUAGAUAACUAUCUUGAGAAAGGCAUUUAUUCAGAGAUUCAAGUGGUAUUUUGAAGCAAAUUUUUUGAAGAGCAGAGGAUAGUUAGGCCGGGCUUCUUAGAGCUUUAGCUUAUUUAUGUAGGGUUAGGUUAUCAUAAUGUAAAUUAUUGCAUGUACCAAAGCACCGCUGUUUUAGCAGGUAUGCAUAGGCCUGAUUAUCGGGCAAAUUAGGAAAUUUUGCGUAAAUAGGUUGUAGAUUAUAUAUGAGAAGUUUAUUACUUCGUAUUAUAAACUGAUCAGGCAGGUGACAACAAUGAUCGACAAGUUUAGAUAUCAUACUAUCUGGUUGUAGCACUGCGCUUCAAGUCUUGGGUAUAAGCUGCCACAAGGACAUUCAUAAGCUACACAACUACGAAGCACUGACUCAUAAGUUGAUAAAGUAAUGGCGGACUUAGGUGGGUUCAAAAUAUAGUGCAACAUAAGGGGGCAUUUGCCAUUUUGGUGUAACAAAGGGUAAGGGAAAGAGUUUAAGAAAGAGUUAUAUUACUUAUGUAUCACAAGAUACUGAACUUUAAAUUGUAUCAGGUUUUGGUCCGAUAUUUGCGAGUUUGACCCUUUGAGAGCGAAGGGGAAGGGUAAGGGAUUCUCACCCUCAAAGUGUCUCUAGUGGCGAUUGAACCUUGAACCUCAAAGUGACAAUCUUAUCACUAGACUAAGCUUAGUUUGGUGGUAGAUUACUUUCAGUAGAGUACUAAACUUUGUUAAAGAGGAAAAUUAAAAUUUUGACUUAUUUAAUGGCAAAACUUGUGAGCUGUUAAAUGU
Molecule: messenger RNA, 3210 nt
Organism: Chenopodium quinoa (quinoa)
Lineage: Eukaryota; Viridiplantae; Streptophyta; Magnoliopsida; Caryophyllales; Amaranthaceae
Product: E3 ubiquitin-protein ligase RFWD3-like
Exons: 14
Coding region: 528-2417 (629 amino acids)
Biological process (GO): interstrand cross-link repair; protein ubiquitination
Cellular component (GO): nucleus
Molecular function (GO): ubiquitin protein ligase activity
Source: RefSeq, a predicted model, not a curated record